Messenger RNA from Cuscuta campestris, 704 nucleotides. The record is from the annotation of a GenBank genome assembly. Lineage: Eukaryota; Viridiplantae; Streptophyta; Magnoliopsida; Solanales; Convolvulaceae.
GAUUACGGAGGAUUAUUAUUUUCCCACUAAUUUCUUUGGCAAAAAAGACAAAAUAAGAACGCAGAAAAUAAUCGGAUCAAAAAAUUCCGGCCGGGGGGGCGCGAUGGAGAUGUCGCCGAAGACACCAUGCGACGGCGGAACACCCGACGCCGCCGCCUCCAAAAACAACAAAUCUCUAAUGGCCAGUCUCUUAGGCCUUCUCAGAGUCCGCGUUAAGAGAGGCAUUAACCUCGCCGUCCGCGACGUUCGCAGCAGCGAUCCUUACAUUUCUCUCAAGAUGGGAAAACAGAAGCUGAGGACUCGUGUUAUAAAGAAGGAUACUAAUCCGGAAUGGAAUGAAGACCUGACCUUUUCUGUUUCAGAUCCUAAUGCUAAAAUUAAGCUGACGGUGUAUGACCAUGACACAUUCACCAAGGAUGACAAAAUGGGAGACGCAGAAUUCGACAUGAGCGCAUUCAUAGACGCAUUGAGGAUGAACCUCGCCGGCCUCCCAAGCGACACAGUGAUCACAAAACUAAAACCCAACAGAACAAAUUGUUUCGCCGAGGAAUCACGUGUUGUCUGGAAAGAUGGGAAGGUGGUGCAGGACAUGUGUCUUAGACUGAGGAACGUGGAAUGCGGCGAGGUUGAGCUCCAACUCCAAUGGAUAGAUCUCCCUGGCUGCAAGGGUUUGUAAGAAAGUGCCAUGUUUCUUUCACUUCUUC